AUGUCCUCACAACUCCGCAAUCUCAAAGCCACUGCUUCAGACGCAGCAUCACACUUGUUGGAAACAUUCUCUAAUAAGUCAAUUACUCGUCGUCAACUCAUCGAUGCAAACCAACUACAAAAACUAGCCCUCACCCUCAAUCGGCCCAGCUUGAACGGUCAAGACGUUUCUGAGCAGCCACCCAUCGAGGGAACGCCUGUGCCGCCUGGAUAUCAUCUCGUGUAUUUCACACCAAAUGGUACGGAAGAAGAACUGGGAAAUGAUGGGAGUGAUACGACAUUCAAUGCUUCGGCGCCUUUUACUAGGAGAAUGUGGGCUGGCGGCAAAAUGACUUGGGCGACCGAUGUGUCGCUUUGUGUGGGUGAUCAAGUUGAAGAGAGGACAAAACUUUUGAGUGCAACCCCCAAAAAGAGCCGAUCUGUUGGUGAAAUGGUCCUUGUGGAAGUUGAGAAGGAGUUCUGGGGUCCCAAAGGUUUGGCUUUGACGGAUCGUCGAUCAUGGGUGUUUAGGCCUCAGAUUGAUCUCGAUGCUGUGCAAGAGGCGCCAAAACCUCUUGAGAACAUUGUCUGCGGCCCAUCUACCAUCAGAGAUAUAGAUGCUCCGAGUGAGGGCCAUCCUAUGAGAGAACUUCGCUGGUCGCCAGUCGGCCUGUUCAGAUUCUCAGCCCUGACAUUCAACGGGCACAUGAUACACUACAACCGGGAUUGGACUCGGAAUGUAGAGGGUCACCCUGGUGAAGUCGUCCAUGGACCUCUGAACCUGAUCAACCUGCUUAACUACUGGCGCGACAUUCAUGGUAACGGUGAAGGCCCACGAGGAAUCUCAUAUAGAGCCUUGUCGCCACUUUAUGCUGGCCAGACAUACAAUAUCCGGACCAAGACCAUUCAGGACACAGAGGAUGGCAAGGCGUGGAAUGUUCUCGUUGAAAGAGACGGAACAACCUGCAUGAAGAGCGAGAUCACUGCUUAA
Molecule: messenger RNA, 969 nt
Organism: Fusarium venenatum
Lineage: Eukaryota; Fungi; Ascomycota; Sordariomycetes; Hypocreales; Nectriaceae
Source: RefSeq, a predicted model, not a curated record